ACCAAACAAAUAUGGCGGAAAGCAGCGGCAGUCCAAAAUUUCGGAAAUAUUAUAAGCCGUCUGAUGAUAAAGACAGUAUGGACAGGAAUGUUGACUCCAUCUCAGACAAUGAACAGUACACAAGUGUUAAAUCUAGCAAGGGCAAGAUGUCAGAUGAUUGGUCAGCAGUGAAUAAAAAGCUUAGAGAGCAUGGACUGACACCUGUAAAGUUGCAGCAUCCAGCCGAUAUACAUCAUACCUCAGGGUCUAUGGUUUGUCUAGACAGUAACAAUAACAAGAUGGUGAGGGAGAACUUUUUGUCACUGAUGGCAGACUGUGAUCACAGACAGACCCUUGUGCAGGACCUUAUCACUAAGAAUAACCAACUCAAGGAAGAAUUGGACAGGCAAAUAGAGCUUACAGAAAAAUACUUCAGCAAAAUGAAGGACCUGAAAAUCAUGUUAGAAAGUUCAAGAGCAAGGGUGAAGGAACUCGAGUCUGACAGCCCUGCCAGAUCUCAGACAGAUGAUGUUUGGGACAUUAAUGAGCGCGUCAACAACACAAGAACGGCAGUAGUAGCCAAAAAUAAAGAUCUUGAAUAUAAAUGUAAACAACAAGAAAAAGAACUAGACAGAUUAAAAGAUAAACUACGUAAUAUGUCUCUUCAGGAGGAAAGACGGAAUAAGAGAGUAGCAGAAGUGUUUCAAGAGUUCCGACGGAGAACUGCAAGGGCUCACCAUACCAUGGAUGAUAAACUGUUAGAUGUAAUUGACACAUAUGAACGACAGUUACAGAAUUUGCAGAAAGAUUUGGAAAUGUAUAGAUCUGGUGGGGAUGUAGAUAGAUCGGAAGGUUCAGGAGAGGAUGAGAAUUCCUCUUUCUAUUCAAUACCUAAAGAACAGGAGACUUCUGGCAACUUCAAAACAUUAAUCAGGGCCUAUGAGAAGCAAAUUAAAGAAUUGAACAAACAAGUCAAGAAACUGGAGGAGGAAAAAGAACUCAUCAAGCUUGAUGUUGGUGCUAGACCUGAGGUGAAGGAUUACAGGGUAGCUCAAAUCAGAAUGAAGAAAUUGGAAAAAUUACUUGCAUUGCACAAUAUCAGCAUACCUGGAGAAAAGUUAAAGACAGAUCCUUACAGACUGAAGAGAAAGUUCAGUACAAGGCUAGAAGACCUGGAUUACCUCCCUUUAGACCUUUGUCAUCAAUAUCUCAAGGACAUCAGUGCGGAGCUAAAGGUGAAAGAUUUGGAGACAGUUAUACCAAGAAUACAGAGGAUGGCAAAAGAACUAGAGGAAGUGCAUAAAUACGAACAGUUCUGUAGAACAGUUCAAGAAGUUGUGAACAGUCUAGCAGAUAACAAACGUAAAGAAAAACUUGGUAGUGCUAAGCGAGGUCAUCUGUCUUCAGACACACUGAAUCACCUUGUCACAGUCAUAGAAAACUGGAAGGAAGAUGAGGAAGGUCUACAGGAGUUGCAGAUGUCAAUUAAUAGAUUGGGUGAGAGAUGUGCACCAUGGUUGAAGAUUCACCUGGUAGGAGAACCAACCAUGUCACAGAUCACCUCGGCAGUCGAUAAAAUUGUGUAUGAUGAUGGAGUAGAGGAACAGGUUGGACAGGAGCAUCCUAACAGAUCGGUGCUAGAGAAUAUAGUCUCCCAUUUCCAGACAUUAUUUGAUGUACCUAAUAUCUCAGGGGUGUUCCCCAGGAUGAAUCAAAUCUUUACCAAGCUUGGAGAGGUUCAUAAUGUACUCAACACUCUCAAGAACCUACUUGGGUUAGGUAAAGAUUCCAAGUCUUCAGCUAUUGUAGACAGUGUAGGGAGACUGGUACAGCAACAUAACACAACUACAGUACAACAACUGAAAAAUCUCCUCCAAACUGAAGAUCUUGAUGGAGUUAUUAGAAGGUUGCAGGAGCAUCAGGAAUUCUUCCCAGCAUUUUAUGAAAUAAUGAAUAAAUUGAUAGAAAUAUUAGAUUUGAGAAGAAUGGAUCAAGUCAUUCCAGCAGUUAGAGCCCUCAAACUUCUUGCCAAUUAAAAAUAUAGUUACUCAUGAUGCGGACAAAUUAUCUCCCUUCAGCUGCAAAAGAAUCUCCAGUAACACAACAAACCAGUGGCAUUUAUGUCAGUUGAUAAAACUGAUUUUUGUAUGCAUGUAUAGAUACGUAUUUUUUGAGAUAUCUGUUCUUUGUGUAGUUUGCUACAUGAUCCAGUGCUGUAAGCAUUGAACAUCCCAAUGUAUUAUUAACUGCAUUUUACCUUCGAGGGCUGAAUUGAAUUCAUUUUUCCGAAAGAAUGAGGAUACAAAUUCUGUAAAAUCAUUAAAUUUUGUGGGCAUGAAUUUCUUUUAAAAAAAAAUUUGCCUAAACAGUUCUGUUAUCAAGACAUGAAUUUUUAAAGAUUAAAUUACAUGUAUUGUUUGUUUAGAGGGAUUUGAUUUUGUGAAUUAACACAGCUUCCAAAUUGUUGAAGGUACAUGUAGUUCCCCCCAUAAUGUUUAAUGGUUGGAUAGCUACUUAUAUAUUUAUAUAAUUGCUGUCCCAGUGCCAGUAUAUUCUGUAUAUAUUCCAAGCAUAUAUGAGUAUUGUCAGUACAUGUGACAUAAAAAUCUGUGAUAUUCUUUAUGGCAGCAAUGCAGCAGUUUAUGUAUAUUCUGUGUAAAAUAUGAAUGAUUUUAUUUAAUUGUUUUAUGUUGUUUCUAGUGGUAUUAACGGGAUUUUUUUUUUCAUUUUUUUUUUUGUAAUAACAUUUUAUGAACAAUCUGAAAUCUUUCUGACAUGUUUCUGCUGUGAAUUUCAUAAUACUUUCUUAAUUAUAAAAAAGUUUAUAUAUAGUAAAACAUAUUUUUUGGCACAUAAAGAUACCUUGCAGAUUGACAUUCUUUCUGUAUUUUGUAAUCAUAAAAUUAAUGAAAUUGUGUAUUGAAAAAAAAAUAGUUGUCAGAUGCAUUUGAAAAUGACUGCAAUUUUUUAUUUAGGUUUAGAAUGCUAAUUACUUUCAGUGUUUAAAAAAAACCACACUUUUUUAUGUGUUUCUUUUUUUUUAAUUUUCUGUUAAAUAUAUUAUGCAAUUGAGCCUUGUUUAGUUUAAAUUCUAAGUUGUUUUUAAAGAGUAGUGUGUUUAUAGCAAUAGUGCUAUUUCUGUUUGUAUUUUUCUUACCAGAAAAUUUUGUUCAACUUUUGAUAUUAGUCUAAACUAGACUGCUUUUACAAUUUACUCAAAGAGAUUUCUUUAGUUAAGGCUUAAAAGAGUUUGCAAUUCUUGUUUUAUUUCUUACUUUCAGUAAUUUGUUGUAUUUUCACAUUGCAUAUACUCAUUCCAGAGAGUAAUGAACACAUUUUAGAUAGUAGUGGACAUAUUUAAAAUCAAACAGUCAAACCAGUAUAUAUAUAUAUAUAGAACAUGCUUUUGACAGGGAAAAAAUUGUGAUAAAUUUCAGAGCCAGAUGAUCUCUUUUCACUAGAGAUCUCUGUUUACAUGUGUUCUCUGUUUACAUGUGGCAUAUGUUCACAGAUGGCCCCUGUUCACACGUGUCUGCUGCUCACAGGUGGCAUCUAUUAAUAUUUUGCCUGUGUUCACAGAUGUUCUCUGUUCACAGGUGUCCUCUUUUGACAGGUAGCAUCUAUCAUAGAUGUGGCCUUUCUUCACAGGACUUUUUUCACAGAUGGUCUGUGUUUAUAGGUGAACUCUGACGUAAUAGGUUUGAUUGUAUUGAAUAGAAAGCAAACUAUUUUUCUUAAUGCAAAUUAUUUUCAUUUUUACACUUGUGGCAAAUCUUUAUUGAAGCUUGCAAUACUUAUUUAUAACCAGAUAUUACAUUUUGUUUUAUUUGUUAUGUGUAUUUAACAACAAACUUUACUAUUCAAGGCUAGCUGCAUUUCUGUGGAGUGAAUAAUGUCCUUCCAUUUGAUAAUUACUAUAUCUGUAUUUAUAGGUAGCAUGUUGUACUGUCAAAGAAUCUUCUCCAUCAUUUCUAAAGUAGUUUCAGAAAUAUUUGUAGUUGAAAUGGAAUAUAUAAGUCUUUAGCGAAGUCAUGACAAUGAAACUUUUCUCAUAUACAUGAUUAUUUUGUACUAUUUAAAAAAAAAGUUAAUCUGUAUUAUAUUUGAAAUGUCAGUUAGAGUAGUACAUACUUCUUACAACAGUUACUCUAGGAAAAAAGUGUCUUGUUCAGUGUUGCCUCUGUGGCCGAGUCAUAAGUGUCGCUGACACACAUUGCUGUGGUCUUAAAGUUUCACUUAGAAUAUAGAAUUGUUUGAUAUAAGGAAGCUACCUGGUUAACAGAAAGGUGGGUGGUUCUACCCAGGUGCCUGCCUGUGCCAUAAAUAAUGCUCGGAGUGGCAGCUGGGGCCUUUCCCCCGCCAUGGAAAGUCACCAUGGGACCUAUAAUUUUGUUGGUGUGACAUUAAACCUAACGAAAUCAGACUUUCUUUUUAAGGUUACUAAAAGAUCAGGUCACGGUUGUAUUAUCACCAUAUUUCUUACAUUACUAAAUGACCAGGAUUAUAUUAUUAAGAUUGCAGUAAUUUAUUUUGAUCUGUACUAUAAAUUUUACAUUUUGAAAUUAGCAGCAUUUUUGUACAUGUUUAUUGAUAAUGAUAAUAAAGAUAUAAAAGAGUAAA
Molecule: messenger RNA, 4599 nt
Organism: Mercenaria mercenaria
Lineage: Eukaryota; Metazoa; Mollusca; Bivalvia; Venerida; Veneridae
Product: centrosomal protein of 70 kDa-like
Exons: 18
Coding region: 12-2015 (667 amino acids)
Biological process (GO): cilium assembly; regulation of microtubule cytoskeleton organization
Cellular component (GO): centrosome
Molecular function (GO): gamma-tubulin binding
Source: RefSeq, a predicted model, not a curated record